Lolium rigidum is the source of this 1090-nucleotide messenger RNA. RefSeq names its product serine/arginine-rich SC35-like splicing factor SCL30. The transcript has 8 exons. Gene Ontology annotation, molecular function: RNA binding. The record is from RefSeq and is a predicted model, not a curated record. Bases 489 to 1073 code for a protein of 194 amino acids. Gene Ontology annotation, biological process: mRNA splicing, via spliceosome. Gene Ontology annotation, cellular component: nuclear speck; cytoplasm. Lineage: Eukaryota; Viridiplantae; Streptophyta; Magnoliopsida; Poales; Poaceae.
AUCCCAUUAAGCGCCAGAGCGGAGGAUCUUCGUGUUCCCUUUGAAAGGUUUGGUCCCGUUAGGGAUGUUUACUUGCCAAAGGAUUAUUACAGCGGGGUUGUAUUGGUUUGAAGUAAAUACAAGCCCUUGAUUUCUUGAAGAAUGCUUUUUUAAUAAUCCUACAAUUCAUUUGCUUGGCAAGAUAGAGUCUUGUGUGAAUCAAGAAGUUCUUCUACGAAGACAAAGACUUGAUUGGUAGAGAAAUUUAAUUUCACGGAGGGAAGAGACUUGUACUGUGUGGUUGGUCCAUGAGAAGAUAAAAUGGGGCGAAGUUGAUUUCAAGUACUUUCAUGACUUUUCACAUUGGGGAACUGAAGCAAAUGCUUUUACGAAGAUGCUCGAUGCUCUUUACGAGAAUUGCCGUACCGUAGUUGUUAUACAAGAAACAAAGAUACUAGAGCGUGGACGUGUAACUGCCUUUUGCAGCUCUUGCUUCCCUUUUGACGGAGAUGGAGCCGCGAGGGUUUGCGUUUGUGGAGUUUGUCGACCCUUAUGAUGCCUCUGAGGCCCAAUAUCACAUGAAUCGCCAGGUAUUUUUUGGCCGGGAGAUAACGGUCGUGCUUGCUGCUGAGUCGCGGAAAAGGCCAGAGGAUAUGCGUACUAGAACUAGAGUCAGGGGGUAUUCUGGAGGUGGUCAUGAAGGCCGCCGUUCGUCUCACCAUGGGAGAUCUCGUUCGCGUUCACGCUCAUUCUCCCCUGGCCCUCGUGGUGGUGGCCGUGCUCGGUCAAGGUCAUACUCUCCUGCUCCUAGAAGGCGAGAUGACUACUCUGCUUCACCACGGGGAAGGGAUUCUCACCGCACAAAAUCUCCUGUGCGUCACCCAAAAGAACAUGGAGAAGACAAGCGGAAAUCCUAUUCUCCUGCUGGUGGGGAAGGUGACCAACGUGAUGCUGAUAAUGGUUAUGAUAAGAGGUCACCAGCCCCAGACAGUGAUGGUUCCCCUUCACGCCGUAGGGCAGCCAGGCCAGCUUCAGGUUCACCUCCAGGAUCCCGCUCUAGGUCCCCUGAGGCCUCCCCCGCCCACAGUGACUGAUAAGAAGUUGCCACCAG